This is a messenger RNA of Phytophthora nicotianae INRA-310, 4958 nucleotides long. RefSeq lists its product as hypothetical. The transcript has a single exon. NCBI's taxonomy places the organism in Eukaryota, Oomycota, Peronosporomycetes, Peronosporales, Peronosporaceae. The record is from RefSeq and is a predicted model, not a curated record. Gene Ontology annotation, cellular component: cytoplasm. Bases 74 to 4039 code for a protein of 1321 amino acids. Gene Ontology annotation, molecular function: phosphatidylinositol-3,4-bisphosphate 4-phosphatase activity.
CCACAUCACGUCCGUUCAAGCAGCUAUCUUCGAGUGUGAACACGACGUUCACUCCGUUCCGAAGUGGGGCAACAUGGCAGCGCCGCAGAGUCCCAACCUAAUGGUAUUCGACGAUGAGCCAGCUAUCGUGAUCCCCGCCGCACCAGCGUCCGUAUCCUCAGCUGACAGCGUCGAGUCUUUCCCGCUGGUCGCACCGAUCUCCCCCGUUGAGAUCUCUCCAAGCGACGUCGAGCAGGACCGCAAGGUCCUCCACUUCUUCGUCUCUUGUCGCAGCGUGGAUGGCAACUCGCUUGUGUCUCCCGCGCGCUCAGCACAGACGCUGGUGCGUGGUGCCUUCAAUAUGCUGAGCAACGCCACGGCCAUAAACAACACCAAGUCUCCUCGUGCCAAGCCCCCAACCGAGGUCAACGUCGAGGUGCGUAUUGCGCGGGAGACACCGAUCUUCGGCUUUGGUGCAGACAUCCCAACACAGCAGACAGUUACGCCUCCAUCUGCUCCCAGCAGCGGUGGCCUGACGCUCGAGAUGGACAAUUUCGGGGAAUUGGGGACAGGAUUCUCGGACAAAGCGGCACUUCCCGCCGACGGACUACUAGACAGUGAGAGCUACUGGAGUGAACGACAUAAAAGUCGCAACCCCAAGUUCUCAGUGGGCUUCAGUGUCCGCUGCAAGAACCCGGCAGAGUACGACCGACAUGUGCAGAUUAUGGUGAUGAUCCCGGACGAAGGCACAUCCUCCAACAAGAACAGCCAAGUGUUCGGAUACGCAUUGACGUCUUUCCAGGAGAUGUAUACAGUGGCUACCAGCGGCAAUUACAAGCAGAAGAUGACGCUGCCGGUGCACUCAACGGUGCUGGAUGGAGCGACUGUGGAGCUGCAGUUUGCCAAUAUUCAACCGCAGGAACACCCGUUGUUCAAAGCGCAGCAUAAUUUGUUUAGGAGCUUUAUGUUCUACCCGUUGAUGAAGGAGGAACAUGCAGAAAUGCAGGCCGCGAACGCGAAAUUGGCGGUUGAAGAGGCCGCUGAGGUGGAUUUUAGUGUCAAGAUCCCGUUGCAAUUACUUCGAGUGUGUCAGUACGAGUUGCUGCAAAUGUACGAUGAGUGGAAGUUGCGCUAUAAUUACAACCGCAAGAAGAAUCGCUACUUUGAUAACGACGCAGAGGCGCUUAACUUUGGGCAUGACGUUUUCCGCGUGCAGGUAGUGUGUGGACGUGAUUUGAAGACGAAAUCGAGUGUUAAUGGUGCAGCAAGUGCUGAGACGGAGAUGACGAGUGAGUUGGAUGUACGAUCAUCGCGUACGUCAGGCUUUUCGAUGGGGAGUAUGGUGGGCGGGCGAGGAGGGUUUGUGAACCGGAUAAAGGCUGGUAAAUGGGGUGGUAGUAAUGCUUCAUCGUCGUCGUUUAGCAGCAAUGACCCUGACACAGCUGAAGCGGGAGUCGAAACAAGCAGUAGUGUCCAUCCUUUCGUUGUGGUAAAGUUUGAAGAUGGUGUGGUCGGAAAUCACGAGUAUACUGUGGGAAAGACCAACACUGAGUAUGAUUCGACGAAUCCCGUUUGGUCAACGAACAAAAAUGCCGGCACUAAAUGUCCUCAUGGAAAACCCAAUACUAAGUAUCACGCAUCGCGAGUGUUGAAGAGCCGCGUGGUUGUAUCUCCUGUAAACGCACUGAAGCAGUUUGUAUUUUAUAGACCCAGUCUGGUUGAUCAGCCUCUUGCUGGUUGGUUACGCUUCCAAGUAUUCAAUGAGCAUUAUGGCUACAUGAGUGGAGUCGAGAACGACUUGAUUGGGGAAGUCAUGAUCCCGCUGCAGAGUGUACGCGAUGCCAUGGUAGUAGAAGAAAAAACUGUGUUUGAUGAUGACGAUGGUACCGAAGGCAACGGGGACGGGAACCACGAGUCCAAGUCGCACCAAAUCGUGACUUCUCUCACGCUUGUAGACUGGUUUGAUGUGCGUUCACCGUCGACUGAUGAAAUUUUGGGCCAGAUUCAACUUCGCGUUAAUAUUUUGCUCGCUAAUCCACUUGAACCAGCGAGCGAUGACCUCCUCACUGGUCACGCGUUGGAGCCUUCUUCAACUCUCCCAAGACGAUACAGAAGAGCUGCAGACUGUUCGCCACCUCCGAGUGAUGGUGUCCUUGAAAGCGAGAUUCCUCUAAACUUUUUGUAUCCUCAUGUGCUACAUAUUCGCAAGCAGAUCACAGAAGUUACAGAUAUGAUUCGACUGACAGAACAUUUGGUUGAGGAGAAGAAAACGUUCAAGUCUAGUCUACACAAGAAGCGUGCAGACAUUCAAGGAAUCCCGACGAAUCUGCACGUCUCGUACUUCCGUAUUUUCCGGCAUUUUGGGUCUCAGUCUGUAUCGCAUCCGUCAAUAAAUACACAAGCAUCAACGGAAGAUUUGCUUGGCUUGGAUGAUAGCGACGCGCACUUUGGCGCACCUGUUUCGCUUCAAUCGUUGUCGAUGCAAGAGCGUGCGAUGAUCCCGGAGACCCAUGCAACAGUAACUUGUGGUGCUCCGACAGCACAUGCAAUGGGACUAAGUGACUGUGGUCUGCGUGAAAUGGAGUUGGAAAUGCAGAACUAUCAAACAGCAUUGGAAAAGAGUACACCUCGAUUGGUAGGAAGUCCGGUAAGUGAUAGCAACUGCUUCAUUCCAGAAGAUUCCUCCGACUUUUUCUAUCCGCCGCUGGAAGAUGAGAACGAAGCAGAGGGUGAAGAUGACACUGACACGCCUGCCUCUAGUGGUCAAACGAGUCCAACUGCAGCUGCUUCCACGACUGCAGUGGAGCCUGCGCCGAAGAAGAAAGCCUCCAAGUACUCUAUGAUGGCUCGUAGGGCUUCGGCGGCUCGAGCGAAGGCACUGUCAAAGAAUCGGUUUGUGAAGAAGAAGAGCUCGCGGCAACUUGACCAAAAAAACAGCGACGAGAAGACCGCUGUGUAUGCCAAAUAUCCGUCGCUUCGUGUCGAGUCGGAAGAAGGAGUGGACCCGACAACGUCUAUUAACUACGCUGUACGAAUGGUGUGUCGUCUGGAAAUGCUGCGUUCGGACUAUUAUCUACGCAAGAGUGUAGCGGUCUCGCAGUCUGUGAGCAGCCUUGUGACCUGCUUCAUGGCGGAGUUAGACUUGUGUCUUCAAGAGCGAAAUGACAAGGUGUUAAAUCAAAUGGCCAAGGUCGGGUUCUUGAUCGGAUGGGAGAGUCUCAUCUCGUCGCAUGGGAAGGAGCUUUACAUGAUUUCGGACGCUUGGGUGGCGAUCAAAUGCUUAGAGACAUUCUCCUUCAAGAUCUGCGAGGGAGCAGACAUGGAAGUGGUGGUUGAGAAGAAAGAAGAAGUAGGUUAUAUCAUCAAAAUCCCGGUGCCUCCAGCUCAAUUCGCACUGCUCCCUGAGAGUUUGAAAAGUGGAGAAUUGAUCAGUGUCACGUCGGUGUUAUUUACGCAAGGAAUCAACGAAAUGCAGAGCUUGGCCAACAUGGUGGGCCACUCGGGCGUCUCUAUCCAGCGUAAGAUCAACAGCACGAGCUUCCGCACUAUAUCGGAGUACUACAACCGCUUCACUGAGAUUUGCGGCAUUGGUAUGUCCGAAGUGAGUGUUGGCUCACAUCCUGAUGAGAUCUUGCGUAAUUUACGCGUCAGUGUGGAGAGCGAGAACUCGGCGUCGAAAAAUACGUGUAUUUUACUCCAUGCUGCCGAUGCGGUGCGUAGUUUAAACGGUGGCCGAGUAACGUACUGCAAGUCAGGGAAAGAUCGAACAGCCAUGAGCACGACACUGGAGCAAGCUCGUCUUCUUGUUCAAAGGAAACGACAUGUGCUACAAGAGAUCGAAUCGGGGAGUUCUACCGAGUACGGACCGCUGGAAGAGGUCAAAGAGGUCGCUAAUAUGAUGCGAGAGUUCGGCGUUCGCAUCCACGUCGCCAAGAAGAAUGUUGGUCGCUACAAGUACUCGUUCAAUUCCUUGCAGCGAAAAUUACUUCCUGAAAUUUAUCGACCGCCCAUGUCGACGAUCCAAGACAUGGUGACGUCGGUCACAGCGCGCGAUUCGUGAGAAAUUUUUAUGACAGAUGUUGGUAUGGUCGAUGCACUUAUUCAUUCAAAGUUGUAUCUUAACAGACAGAUGGCCGUAAGUUACCCUUCUCAAAACAAACGUUCAUGAAAUCUAUUCGUCGUCCUCCUCGUCGCUCUCCUCCUCAGGCGUCUCAAGCCACGUGAGCCACGUGGACGUCUGGAUAAUAGCCUUCAUGCGCCCAGGCACGUCUCCAUCCACGUCGUACUUGUACUCGAAGAAACCAGUUUCGUCAAUGAUGUCCAAACUGUAGAGCGCCAUGAAGCACUUCUCGAUCAGACCCUUAGGGAAGUCGUACUUGUUCAAGAAGACCUGCAGAGCGUACAGAGCCUCCAUCUGGUCCUUCUUGUCCGAGUCUUCCAUGGCGAAUUUCAGCAGCUCACCGUACGCAGGCAGGGCGAUCCAGUUGGCGCUGGACUUGGCCACGUCUUCAGCGGCGGCCGUGACGGCCUCGAAGACCACAGCGCCGCUGGGUCGGCCGUUCUUCUUGAAGAUUUCCUUGGCCACCUCAGCCAAUUCCUCACCCUUCUUGCCGCUGGCCAGCACCUUUUUCAUCGUCUCCCGGUCGACCUCCGCCUUCUUGGCCGCGGCCUCCUCGGCCUUCUUCUUCUCUUCAGCGGCCACGCGCUUGGCCUCUUCAGCUGCCAGACGCUCCUCCUCGGCUUUUUUCUUACGUUCCUCACGCUUCUGCUGGGCACGCGCCUUCUUGUCCAACACCUCGGGCUCGGCCGGCGUCUGUUCCUGUCGGCCGCUCACGCGCAAGUUCAACAUACCGGACGACAGACCCUCGUCUCCGCCACGGCCGAAGCGGCCGCCCGCGCGGCCCUCGAAUCGGUCGUCACGGCCGAACCGGUCGCUGCCACGGUCUCCGAAGCGGCUGCCGCCGCCGAACGCGCUCGAC